Messenger RNA from Culicoides brevitarsis, 1143 nucleotides. It is a transcript of the gene ste14, whose product is annotated as protein-S-isoprenylcysteine O-methyltransferase. The record is from RefSeq and is a predicted model, not a curated record. Gene Ontology annotation, cellular component: endoplasmic reticulum; membrane. The transcript is spliced from 3 exons. Gene Ontology annotation, biological process: C-terminal protein methylation. Bases 124 to 990 code for a protein of 288 amino acids. Gene Ontology annotation, molecular function: protein C-terminal S-isoprenylcysteine carboxyl O-methyltransferase activity. NCBI's taxonomy places the organism in Eukaryota, Metazoa, Arthropoda, Insecta, Diptera, Ceratopogonidae.
UCCAAUAUUUUGACCGACGAAAUGAAACAUCCAAUAAAUUAACGCAAAUUUUGACGAAAAAUACGGAAAAACUUUAAUUGGGAAUGUGAUAAACGGAAACUUUGACUAUCGAUCAAGUGAAAAAUGCAUCAGAGAACUUUGUGCCAUGAAGGAUGGAUCAGCAUUUACGGGUUUUUGAGCACAGCUGGUCCUCCAAUUAUUUUCAGCUCGUACGACAUGUUUUCGGACAAUGAAAACGCUUUUUGGAACCAAUUCCAGUGGCUGACAAUCUUUUAUUUUGUCGUCAAUUCAAUUUUGCGCCUCCGGACCAGUGGAAAUGACUAUCAGAUUUUGUGGCGAGCAGCUCUCCUGGGAUUUGUCUUUUCCACCGGAUUUUACGUGAUGUUGUAUGCGUCAACACAAUUUAAGGCAUUCGGCAUCUACGGAAUGUUUUUGGCGGUCUUCCAUUAUUCCGAGUAUCUGGGAAUCGCAUUUAGUAAUCCGAGUACCUUGAGUGUGGAUUCGUUCAUUUUGAAUCAUUCGCUGCAUUAUCACAUCGCAGCUGUCAGUAGUUGGAUCGAAUUUGGACUUGAAUCGUAUUUUUUCCCACAAAUGAAGGAAUUCUCCAUCAUUUGGAUCAUUGGUGCCCUCAUCUGCUUCAGUGGCGAAGUCCUAAGAAAAGCAGCCAUGAUAACAGCAUCCCAAAGUUUCACGCAUGUCGUUCAAUUCGAAAAGGCACAAACUCAUCGCCUCGUAACAAACGGCGUUUUUUCGCUCGUGCGGCAUCCUUCGUAUCUCGGUUGGUUCAUGUGGAGCAUCGGGACGCAACUGAUUCUCGCAAAUCCAGUUUGUAUCGUCAUUUAUGCGGUGGCGUCGUGGAAAUUCUUCAAUGAUCGCAUCUUCAUGGAGGAAAUUACGUUGCUCAACUUUUUCGGCGAGGAAUAUUAUCAGUAUCAACAAAAAGUGCCUACGGGAUUGCCGUUCAUCAAGGGAUACAAGACAGACUUAUGAGAGACCGCUAGUCAACCCACGGAGGUUUUUACAAUUACUACUUAACUUUAAUUUAUUUAAUUUUGACGCUUAUUUAAUUUUUGGAAGCACACAAAUGUUACUAACACGCGAAUAAACGCACUUUUUGAUUUUCAUUGGAAAAAAAUUGUUUUU